Messenger RNA from Calliphora vicina (urban bluebottle blowfly), 1162 nucleotides. It is a transcript of the gene ben, whose product is annotated as bendless. The coding region runs from base 424 to 879 and encodes 151 amino acids. NCBI's taxonomy places the organism in Eukaryota, Metazoa, Arthropoda, Insecta, Diptera, Calliphoridae. The record is from RefSeq and is a predicted model, not a curated record. The transcript is spliced from 3 exons.
AACUUGCAAAAGCAAAAACACAAAAGAAUAAGAAAAAAUUCGUGGUGCGUUUGUGAAUAAAAUUCCUCAAAUUGUUAAGAAAAAAAAUUAUUAACAAAAUACAAAGUUAACAAUUUUUUGUGUCUAAAGUUUUAACGAAAAAAACCACAUUAAAUAGUGAGUUUUUUAAUAAAACCUAUUUUUAAGCAGUCACUGCGCUACAGUGCAUUGAUAGAUAUAAUACAAUAAAACAAAAAAAGAACAAAAAAAAAACCUGAUAAAUAAAAUUAAGGAUUAAUAAAAGAAAAUAACGCCUAGCAGCAGACUACUUUCUGGUGGAUUAUAUACACAAUCACACAAGCGCAUUACAUUUGAUUUUUUGUUUGUUUUCUAGCGAGCCACAACAGCAGCAAAUAUUUAAAAACAAAAAAAAUAGCAUUAAAAAUGUCCAGCCUACCACGUCGUAUUAUCAAAGAAACUCAGCGUCUAAUGCAGGAGCCUGUACCGGGUAUCAAUGCCAUUCCGGAUGAAAAUAAUGCCAGAUACUUUCAUGUCAUCGUAACAGGUCCAACUGAUUCGCCCUUCGAGGGUGGUGUGUUUAAAUUGGAACUCUUUUUGCCCGAGGACUAUCCAAUGUCGGCGCCCAAAGUGCGAUUUAUUACGAAAAUCUAUCAUCCAAAUAUCGAUCGUUUGGGUCGCAUCUGUUUGGAUGUGUUGAAAGAUAAAUGGAGUCCUGCUUUACAAAUACGCACCAUCUUACUAUCAAUUCAGGCUUUGCUAAGUGCCCCCAAUCCCGAUGAUCCUUUGGCCAAUGAUGUCGCUGAAUUAUGGAAAGUCAAUGAGGCUGAGGCCAUUAAAAAUGCACGUGAAUGGACUCAAAAAUAUGCCGUCGAAGACUGAAUGUUGUGUUAGAAAAGUUGGUAAUUUAUAUAUUUAAACGACGGCUUAUAAAAACACAUUAUUGGUAUGUCGAGAAAGUGGAAAACUGGAUUUAAUUUCAUUUCAUUUUUUUUAAUUUAAUUUAAAGCGGGGAAAUGUAUGUGUUGCUAUAAAAUUGUCGUAAACAAACAAAAACAAAAAUAAAAAACAAGAAAACUCUAAAGUAGAAUAAACAAUAAAAUUGAAAUUUUUAAAUAAAAAAAUAAAAACAAAAAUUAUAUAAUAACAAAACAAACAACAGAAA